Messenger RNA from Penicillium griseofulvum, 501 nucleotides. Its product is annotated as N-glycosylation protein EOS1. Gene Ontology annotation, biological process: protein N-linked glycosylation; cellular response to oxidative stress. Lineage: Eukaryota; Fungi; Ascomycota; Eurotiomycetes; Eurotiales; Aspergillaceae. The record is from RefSeq and is a predicted model, not a curated record. The transcript is spliced from 3 exons. Gene Ontology annotation, cellular component: endoplasmic reticulum membrane. The coding region runs from base 1 to 501 and encodes 166 amino acids.
AUGGGACGAGAGGGGUGGGCGGCGGCGAUUGUUGGCAGUGUUGGACAGGAAUGGGAUGUCGAGAGGAGGUUCCGUGUGACGGAGGUGGCAUUGGCCAUUAUGCUUUUAAACUACACCCCACCAGCUGUUGUGAUCCGUCUUCUAACAACCAACGGCUUGAUUGCAUAUAUCACUUCUUGGGUCCUUUAUCUAUCUGGUGCAUCUUCUGACCCCCGACUUCUUUUACCAGCCUGGAUCUCCAUAACAACUACUUUAACCUUUGUCUACCACGCAACGCAAAAUCAUGCGACCAUCAAACGAGAAACAGCAGCAUCACUGCUAGUCGUUUCCGUCGCAAGCUUCUUGAGCAUGUCCUCACUCCUUAUGCAGCUGCAUCUGACCCGUGAGAACGAACCAGAAGUACCUGUCUUCGUUAUCACCCGCAAACUUUGGGACUGGGCUGUGGCCAUCUUCUUGCGCAUGCGAGUUGCGGAUGACCGCAUUGCUGUUGGAGAGCUGUAG